Molecule: messenger RNA, 2673 nt
Organism: Ochotona curzoniae (black-lipped pika)
Lineage: Eukaryota; Metazoa; Chordata; Mammalia; Lagomorpha; Ochotonidae
Gene: PLG
Product: plasminogen
Exons: 20
Coding region: 20-2455 (811 amino acids)
Biological process (GO): proteolysis
Cellular component (GO): extrinsic component of plasma membrane
Molecular function (GO): serine-type endopeptidase activity; signaling receptor binding
Source: RefSeq, a predicted model, not a curated record
AUUGCUGUCCCGUCCCAACAUGGAACACAAGGAAGUAUUCUUUCUCCUUCUCUUAUUUCUGAAAGCAGGCCAAGGGCAAUCCCUGGAUGGCUACGUCAGUACCCAGGGAGCUUCGCUGCUCAGUGUAACCAAGAAGCAGCUGGAGGCAGCGAGCGUAGAGGACUGUGCAGCAAAAUGUGAGGCCGAGACGGAGUUCGUGUGCAGGUCGUUCCAGUACCACAGCAAAGAGCCGCAGUGCGUAGUCAUGCCUGAGAACAGGAAGUCCUCGCUCAUCCUUAGGAGGAGAGACGUGGUUCUCUACGAAAAGGAAAUAUAUCUUCUAGAGUGCAGGACUGGGCGCGGAAGGAACUACCGAGGGACGGUGUCCAAGACCAGGACUGGCAUCCUCUGUCAGAAAUGGAAUUCCAAUUACCCCCACGUGCCCAAGUUUGUACCUGAAGAAAACCCUGCGGAGGGCCUGGAGAAGAACUACUGUAGGAACCCCGAUGACGAUGUACAGGGGCCCUGGUGCUACACAACGGACCCAAACAAGCGAUAUGAUUACUGUGACAUCCCAGAGUGUGAAGUUGAAUGUAUGCACUGCAGCGGAGAAAAUUACGCUGGCAAAGUUUCCAGGACGAUGUCUGGGAUUGAAUGCCAGGCUUGGGACUCACAGACACCACAUGCUCAUGGAUACGUCCCGUCCAAAUUUCCCAACAAGAACUUGAAGAAUAAUUACUGCCGGAACCCCGAUGGCGAGCCAGGGCCUUGGUGCUUCACCACCGACCCCAAAAAACGUUGGGAGCUGUGCAACAUACCUCGCUGUGAAACACCCCCUCCCACUUCUGGUCCUACCUACCAGUGCCUAAAGGGGAAAGGUGAGAGCUACCGAGGGACCGUGGCUGUCACCAAAUCAGGGUUCACCUGUCAGCGCUGGAGUGAGCAGACCCCUCACCGCCACAACAGGACCCCAGAAAACUUCCCCUGCAAGGCUCUGGAUGAAAACUACUGUCGUAAUCCCGAUGGGGAAAAAGCUCCCUGGUGCUACACGACCAACAACGAGACGAGGUGGGACUACUGUGACAUCCCCUCCUGUGACUCCUCCCCUGUGACCAUGGACUCAGUGGAUAGCACAGUCCCACCCCCCGAGCAGACCCCGGUGGUCCAGGAGUGUUUCCAGGGUAACGGGCAGAGUUACCGAGGGACGUCAUCCACCACCGUUACAGGGAGGAAAUGUCAGUCCUGGACAUCCAUGAAACCACACAAGCACGAGAAGACCCCGGAGAACAUCCCCGACGCGGGCCUGACGAUGAACUACUGCAGGAACCCGGAUGGCGACAGCAGGCCGUGGUGCUACACCACGGACCCGAGAGUCCGGUGGGAGUACUGCAACCUGCAGAGGUGCUCGGAGACUGUCCCUGGCCCCGCACUGACCAUUCCUGAGGCCCAACCGCCAAGAGUUGAGGCUACUGCGGAACCAGACUGCAUGUUUGGCAUUGGCAAAGGAUAUCGGGGCAAGAAGGCCACCACUGCUGAUGGCACUCCCUGCCAGGGCUGGGCUGCCCAGGAGCCCCACAAGCACAGCAUCUUCACGCCAGAGUCAAACCCACGUGCAGCUCUGGAACGAAACUACUGCCGCAACCCUGACGGUGACACCAAUGGGCCCUGGUGCUACACCAUGAACCCAAAGAAGCUGUUUGACUACUGUGACAUCCCUGUGUGCACCUCCUCGCCCUUAGAAUGCGGCAAGCCCACAGUGGAGCCAAAGAAAUGUUCGCAAAGAAUUGUCGGGGGCUGUGUGUCCUACCCACAUUCCUGGCCCUGGCAGAUAAGUCUUAGAACGAGGUAUGGACAGCACUUCUGCGGAGGCACUUUGAUCGACCCACAGUGGGUGGUGACCGCUGCACACUGCCUGGAGAGGAGCAAUCUUGCUUCAUCAUACAGGGUCAUCCUGGGUGCACACCAGGAGAAGAACUUGGAACCACACGUUCAGGACAUAACUGUGGGAAAGAUAUUCUUGGAGCCCUCGCGGUCAGACAUUGCCCUGCUAAAGCUAAGCAGCCCUGCCGUCAUCACCAACCAGGUCAUCCCAGCUUGUCUGCCCUCCUCUAACUACAUGGUGGCUGACCGCACAGUGUGCUACGUCACCGGCUGGGGAGAGACCCAAGGAACCUGGGGCGCUGGCGUUCUCAAGGAAGCCCAGCUCCCAGUGAUCGAGAACAAGGUGUGCAACCGGCCAGAGUUCCUGAACUGGAGGGUUAAGUCCACGGAGCUGUGUGCCGGAGAUCUGGUAGGCGGCACGGACAGCUGCCAGGGUGACAGUGGCGGGCCUCUGGUUUGCUUCGAGAAAGACAAAUACAUCCUACAGGGAGUGACCUCUUGGGGUCUCGGCUGUGCCCGUCCCAAUAAGCCUGGCGUCUACGUGCGCGUUUCAAGCUUUGUGGACUGGAUUAAAGCGGUGAUGAGAAGUAACUGAUGGCGUGGACACCUGAGGAGCCGCCACCUGGGCAGGGCGCUUAGCAUCCCGCAAGCAGCGGAAGCAAGCGAGGCGCCGUCCUUCACGGCUGCCCACUGCCAGCUCUCAGCACUUUAUAUUUUUGUGGGUAAAGAUUUGCUGCCACGGACUGCUGAAUUCUGUAAAAAUAAGGCCACACGGUUAUGACAUUUAUGGGAAAUAUACACUGUCCUUACUUA